Molecule: messenger RNA, 2877 nt
Organism: Malus domestica (apple)
Lineage: Eukaryota; Viridiplantae; Streptophyta; Magnoliopsida; Rosales; Rosaceae
Source: RefSeq, a predicted model, not a curated record
AUGUUGAUCCGUCCCAUAGAUGGGAGGAAGGCACUUGAAGAGGUUGCAAAUCUAGCUGGGAAGGUUUUACAAAAUCAAGCUUAUGGGUACGAGUCAAAGUUUAUCAAAGAUAUUGUUAAAGUGAUUCGUGAUAAGCUAAGUCGCACACACUUGAGCGUUGAAUCAAAACUGGUUGGAAUCCAUUCUCGAGUCGAACACAUCAAUUUAUGGUUACAAGAUCCAUCACAUGAUGUUGGUAUACUUCUUAUUUAUGGGCUGCCUGGAAUAGGGAAAACAACCAUUGCAAAAUGUGUUUACAAUUCUAACUGUGAAAGUUUUGAAGGAAGCAGCUAUGUUGAAAAUAUCAGAGAAACUGCAAGUCAACCGAACGGCUUAGUUCGAAUACAAAAGAAAAUUCUUUAUGAUAUUUUAAAGGGGGAAAAAGAGAAAAUACAAUGUGUUAGUGAGGGAAUAAUUAAGAUUGGAAGAGCCAUAAGCUUUACAAGAGUUCUUCUUGUUCUUGAUGAUGUGGACCAUAUGGACCAAUUAGAUGCAGUACUGAGGAUGAAAGAUCAGUUUUAUCUUGGAAGUAAAAUAAUCAUAACAACUAGGCGUAAAAGGUUGCUAAAGGCACAUGAAGGUAUUACGGUGCAUGAAGUGGGACCUUUGGGUUUCCGUGAAUCAUUGGACCUCUUAACCUGGCAUGCCUUUGGCCAGGAUCAUCCCCUUGAAGGUUAUGAGAAAUAUUCUGAACAAGUUGCACAACACAGCGGAAGACUUCCAUUAGCUCUCAAAGUUUUGGGUUCUUCUCUUUUCAGGGAACCUAAACGUGUAUGGAAAAGUACACUGGAGAAGUUAGAAGUUAUUCCAAAUGAUGAAAUCAUGAAUACAUUGAGAAUAAGCUACGACUCUUUACAAGAUGACCAUGACCAGAAAUUAUUCCUCCAUAUUGCUUGUUUCUUUAUUGGAAAGGAUGAAGAUUACAUUGUUAGAAUACUAAAUGGAUGUGACUUCUAUACAAUCCGUGGCAUUCAAAAUCUCAUAGAUAGGUGCUUGGUCACAAUUGAUAGGGACAAGAAGUUGUAUAUGCAUGACGUGAUUCGUGACAUGGGACGAGGAAUUGUUCGUCGAGAAUCAUAUGAGCCUGGGAAUCGUAGUAGAUUGUGGCGCUCUAAGGAUUCUUUCGAAGUAUUAAGAGAAAAGAAUGGUACGCAAGCAAUUGAAGGUCUUAUGCUGGACAUGCAUGAACUGCUUACAAACAGUCCCAUAAACUCAAACGAGAGUGUCUUGGAAACCAAUUCAUUUGCAAGGAUGCACAAAUUGAAAUUGCUUUGUCUUAGACAUGUACGACUGGACGGAUGUUAUGCAGAACUUCCGACAAGGUUAAGAUGGUUGUGCUUGCUCGAAUUUCCUUUGGAUUCAAUUCCUGUUGAUUUUUCUUUGGAGAAAUUGGUAGUUCUUGAAAUGCAAUAUAGCAACUUGAGACAACUCUGCAAAAGAGCAAACUUUCUUCCAUCGUUGAAGAUCCUUGACGUUAGCCAUUCUCAUGCCCUUAGUGAAACCAUGGACUUCUCACCUUGCCCCAAUCUAGAGGAAUUGAUUCUUGUGGAUUGCACCAGCCUGAUUGUUGUUCAUGAAUCAAUUGGAAACCUGAAGAGACUUGAGUACUUGAAUAUGAAGGAUUGCAAGAAUCUUAGGAUCCUUCCAAAGAGCAUGUGUUUGCUUAAAUCACUUGAAACACUCAUUUUAUCUGGUUGCUCAAAUCUUGAUGAGUUUCCAGUGGAGAUGAUGAAGAAGAUGGAGUCUCUGAAAGUUCUUGAGACAGAUGAAAUUCCAAUAAGUGAAUUGUGGCCAGAUAGAAGUUCAACUAUCUUGAGUUCUUUUCCAUGCUCUUUAGUAAAGUUAAGUAUGAAGGGAUGCAAUCUUUCUGAUGAUGCCUUUUGUAGGGAUUUAAGUAGUCUAUCCUCGUUGCGAAGACUAAAGUUAGGUGAGAAUCCAAUUUGCAGUUUGCCAGGUUUCAUCAAAGGUUUGAGGAGGCUCGAUAAACUCUCUUUCGAGGGAUGUAAUAGGCUCGAAUCACUUGUGGGGUUGCCGAAACUACACCAAAGCAUAACUAUAGCCGGAUGCAUAUCAUUAAAAAAAAAAACUUUUGGUUCCCCUGAGCAAUGCGCUGCAAUGAUGAAUGUGGGUGACAACUGGAAUCUAGUUGAGAGCCAGUACGAUUACAAGUUAGAGCCCAUUGAUAGAGUUGAUGUGGAAAUGAUCAAACUUUUGGGCUUGUGCAACUUGGGAUCCUUGCCAGCCAUUAGAAUGAACUCACCGUUCGGAUGCAGUGGUUCAAAAGAGGAUAGAUGGAGUCCUGUCCAGGGACUGUACGAAUUUGGUAUAUUCAGCACAUUUUUUACUGGGAAUGAGGUUCCAGGCCAAUUCAGCUACAUAAGUACCAAGUCAUCGAUAUCUUUUAUUGUCCCUUUACUACUUGCUAGUCACAGAAUUCGAGGCUUAAACAUCUUUGCUACCUAUGCAAAGAAGGAGAAUUCUAAUAAUGAUAAUUGUGAUUCUUAUCAUCCAAUACGGACUAAAGUGAGUAACAAGAGUAAGGGUCUGAAGUGGAUCUAUGGCCCAGAGUUCUAUGGAAUUCCAGGUCACGAAGAAGAUAUGAUAUGGUUGAGCCAUUGGAGGAUGGAGACUGAAACAAUAUUACAAUGUGGAGAUGAAGUGGAUGUUUCAGUAAUGACCCCUUGGUUGUUUUUGGUAAAGGAGUUUGGUGUCGAGCUUGUGCAAGAGCACCAGAAUAAUAUGAUGAUAAGUACCCAACACAACACCAAAUCAGAUCCUGAUUAUCCAUUUGUCAUCGGUGGAGAUUUGUCCAUGUUCGAGCAUAGACCGGGAAUAUAC